Aedes albopictus (Asian tiger mosquito) is the source of this 1566-nucleotide messenger RNA. RefSeq lists its product as uncharacterized. Gene Ontology annotation, cellular component: cytoplasm. Lineage: Eukaryota; Metazoa; Arthropoda; Insecta; Diptera; Culicidae. Gene Ontology annotation, molecular function: ATP binding; AMP kinase activity. Gene Ontology annotation, biological process: nucleobase-containing compound metabolic process. The transcript has 9 exons. The record is from RefSeq and is a predicted model, not a curated record. The coding region runs from base 456 to 1493 and encodes 345 amino acids.
AUUAAUGUUUGACUUUCUUCCAGUCCAACACUAGGAAAAUUCAACAAAAUCCACCAAUAUGGAAGUGCUUGCUGCCAAUCCGUUGAUUCGUGAUGUCAACAUAUUCCACACGGUUUACUACCCGACCGAAGUGAUGCUAUAUUUUGAGCAGCAUCACAUAUUUGAGAUAUUUUUUGAUUUGAUGGUUCUACUGGACCUGAAGCGCCCUGACGACGUGCGCGACUUUAUAGCGAGCAACAUACAAAAGAUGGCGGAUAAGUACCGGAAGAUUAACGUCGUGGUAGAAUGCCCUCAAAAUUCUGAUGUGGCAAAAAUUGCGAAGGUUUGCAGUAGAAUUCAUCGUUCGCCAAUUAUUUCAAUGAAAAGCCCCAUUUCGAAAAAGCGGAUUGAAAAAUUGUCUCACCAAUUGAAGCGGUUCGGACUAGACAAAACAAAUACGAUUUUUAUUGGAUUUGAUGGUUCUGCUGGACCUGAAGCGCCCUGAUGACGUGCGUGACUUCAUAGCAAGCAACAUACAAAAAGUGGCUGAUAAGUACCGGCGGGUUAACGUUGUUGUAGAAUGCCCUCAAAAUUCUGAUAUGGCAAAAAUCGCAAAGGUUUGCAGUAGAAUUCAUGGUUCUCCAGUUAUUUCAAUGAAAAGCCCUAUUUCGAAAAAGCGGAUAGAAAAAUUGUCUCACCAAAUGAAACGGUUCGGGCUAGACAAAACAAAUAUGAUUUUUAUUGGUCAUCCAAGUGACAUCUCGCAUAAACUUAUUCAGAGGGAGUUUCAUCUAAACAAACGAUUCGAUCUAAACCACAACUUAUCCAGUAUGAAAGCUACCGAAACAAGAACAGUUCUUCCUAUCGCGGUCAGCUUAAAGAACUCCAUGAGACAAAUGGCACUGCAUCCCGAUCAUUCUCGAGUAAAAUAUAUCGAAAGAAUUCUGAUAAUGGGUCGUCCCGGAUCAGGAAAACAUCGCCAGGCACGAUUGUUAGCCAAUCGCCUUGAUUUGAUACUUGUUUCAGCGACUGAUCUCAUAAACGCCGCAAGAUGCGAUAAAAAUCUGUUCAAGAAAACACUGGAGAUUGGUCUGGAGGAUAAUGCGCACACUUCGGAUCUCCUUGCAACGAUUAUUCAGAAGCGUCUCUUGGAACCGGAUUGCCUUCAAUUUGGCUGGGUGCUAGUGGACUUUCCCAAUACCGCCGAGGAUGUUGAAAACUUGUACCAUCUGUUGAUCGCGCCGAAAAAGGUGAUCGAAUUGCACACCAAUUCGAGGCUUUGUUGGAAGAGAAAACUAAAUCAAAUGAGGAAGAAUGGUGCUCAAAUUGACGAUGAGGUACUUCAACUGAAAGAGUCCGUAUUGCAGGCAGAAUUCGACUUUUAUGACAUGCAUUAUACCGCGGUGGAAGCUUCGUUAGAGCGACAAAACUGCGUUAUACUUCAUGUAAAUGGAAAUAACUGUACUGAGGAAGUGCAUGGAGAAAUUUUGACGAAAUUGUUGAAGAUUGAUUGAUCAGUGGUGAAGAAAAACUUGGAUUUGGUUUGUCAUCAAAAUCAAUAAAAAUAAUCGUUUGCGCUUCCUUUUA